AUGGUCAAGUGGGGUUUAAGAACCUGCCUAGAACUGGAGCGCUAUCUGCAGACGGAGCCCAAACGUCUGUCCGAACUCUUCGACCAAGACCUGGAUGGUCUCCUAACUCCGGCCUACUUAAAGGAGGAUGGCGAGGAGGAGCUGACUGAUGCUCUGCUCCCGAGCCUGCCGAGCCUCCCCGAGCCUCCGAGCCCGCCUCCGGUGAUCCUCUGCCCAACACGGAAGAACCUCCCCUCCACUGGUGUCAUGAAAAGGGACCUCAAACCCAAAAGCCAGGGGCUCGAAAAUGUGGAAGGGAUGGAGGGCGUCCACCAGGCCCAACUGAGCGCCGUCACCUCCCUGACACCCCCGUCGUCACCAGAGCUGGGCCGCCAUCUCGUCAAACCCAACCAGACUCUGACGGCCUCAGCCGACGGCACGCUCACCCUGAAGCUUGUGGCCAGGAAGGUGGGGCUCAGUGCGGCCCGAUUGGUGGCAGCGCACGCCCUCCCUGUCCGAAUGAAGGACGAAGAGGAGGGGGCUGCGUGCGUGAUCGGGGUCGGGGAGCUCCCGGAGAACAAGAAGAGGAUUCACCGUUGUCAGUUCAAUGGCUGCAGGAAGGUGUACACCAAGAGCUCCCACCUGAAGGCUCAUCAGAGGACACACACAGGUGAGAAACCGUACAAGUGCUCGUGGGAGGGCUGCGAGUGGCGAUUCGCCCGGAGCGACGAGCUGACGAGGCACUACCGCAAACACACCGGCGCCAAGCCUUUUAAGUGCAACCACUGUGACAGGUGUUUCUCGCGGUCGGAUCACUUGGCGCUGCACAUGAAGAGGCACAUCUGAGGAGUCGGAGAGAGGUCAGCGGGAGUGGAAGAGAGGGGAAGAGGAUGGAGGCGGAGUGGAGGAUAAAAAAAAAAACGGAAAAAUAACACGAUGGAUAUGAAGGAGAAAGAUAGAGAGACAGCGGGAUGGACUCUAAAGACAGAUUUGGCCGUUCUGGACUGCGGGGAGAGGCACCACACAGAGCAGCUGACUACAGACAGACCCUGAGUGGGUCUGUGCUCGAACAUCACCACCUCACAAACGUCUCGUCGGCGAAGUCACGUAGACAGUCGCUUCAUCCCGCCUUCACAUCUCAGAGGAGAUGUCACGUGAUGGGUGGUUGACCACGCCCCUGUGGUUGGCAGCUCUUUGUUUUCGUUGCUUCGGAAAUGUCAGCCCUCGUCACGCAGCAGUUGCUCUACAUGUCAGCAAAUACGUUAACGCCAAGCUGGACCGUUGUACAGUACAUUUUAGCGCCGACUGCAGAACGGCUGUUUGUAUAUUCACGAUUUUCUCGUCCUGGAAACUGCUGAGGCUGAGGAGAACAGUCGCCCUUGUUCAGAGUUGCCACGGCCUUUACAAUUCGCCAAAGGGUUUAUCAUUAUCAUUACGGGACAGAUACGUUUUUCAUCUGACCUCUGUAACGUUGAAUGAAUCCAUUUAUAAAUCCUCCUGCUUCGAUGGCUCUGGAGCAAAUGUUUGACGGAGACUUCCCGCAGACUUGAAGAUGUGAGUUCUGCCCCUGACGCCCUGUGGAGACCGACGGAGGUCGUGUUGGGGCCUGGCUUGCUUCAUGAGCGUCAUCCAUUGAGGGCUACCGCAGGACGAGGCGAACGUCUCUGGGAAAGACCGCUCCUCUCCGAGAAUGUCAGCUGAACCUGAGAGCGUUUUUUCCCUCUUGUCAGAAACUGUUGCACAAUUGACUCUUUGCAAACUUUUUGUAAAAAACGCCCCACCGUCUCGGACAAUUUGGGACUCACAAGCACUGGCUUUCACGCGCCGGCGGAGAGAGGACAGCCAAAAUGCACAAAGUGGAAGCAGCGAGCUGACUGCGAUAGCACACAAACAAGAUCACGAUGUAUGUAAAGGCUCUAUUGUUUCUAAGAAAAUAUUUGUUCAACAAAAACAAUUGAAAAGACAGUUUUGAAGAACGCGUUGGAAAUGGAUGCAGCCAAAAAGAAAAAGAAGAAAGAGUGUCGACUGUAGAUGCCUGACAUGAUCUCUUCGGCCUUUGAGAGUGAUUGGCACCGAACUAACCACUGGGUAGAGGAAGGUUUUUUUUUCCUGUUUGCACCACCCAUGCAGAACUCUUCCAAUUUCGCAGCUCAUUUCAGAGAAAAGCAGAAUCUAAUCCGGCCCUAUGCAUAUCUAAAAACAUUCCUGCUGACUUCCUGAUCACACGUGUUCGUCUGAACGCAGAUUUCUACAACUGCCGGACACGGAAGGACUUGUAGGAAGACACAAAUUCAAUCAAUUGGGUGGCUCUUCUCAGAGCGAAUCAAUGUGAAUGUAUCUGUUGUAAGUCUGUACAUGUUGCGGUGGGAAGAACAUACCAGACACCAUUCGUGUUCAUAGUUUCUCGUUUUCACAUUGCGAACUAGAGUGACACUCAGCAGAGCACAUAUCUCCACCGAGGCCCAACGGUCCACAAUCUGCAAGAUCCACGUUUAUAUGUGGAUCUACACCAAAUAACACUCAUAGAUAUCAGUUCCCUAACAUCUGUCUGAUUGUUUCCACCAGGAUCCAUGAAUCAUCUCCUGGGAAACAUUCUAUCUUGCAAUGUUGAAGAACAUGAUAAAAGAAAUUCCUGCAUCCGCAUCGUGGAAAUCCGUUAAGCAGUUUUUAUGUGUUCCUGCUGAUAAACAAACAAACAUGACCUUCUUGGUGGAGAUUACGAAUAGAUGGACUUAGAAUUACUUGCUAGCCGCGGGUGGUAGCUUUAAACAUGUUACGAGUUGUACUGCACCAGCUGGAAGCGAUGAGUUCACAUUUCCAGCAGGGGGCAGGAAACUGCGGGAGACACGUAUGCUCUCCCAGAAAACUGGAAUCAACAUUUGUCCUUUGUGUCCCGACUCUUCUCCUGAAGAGAAAAGCUUUUGCCACAUUACGCUUUAAAUGUUUUUAGUCCACAAAUGAAUUCUGGGUGAAAAUCAGCUGAGAUCAAACGCACACAAAUCAAAAUGGCAGCUUGGAUGACGGUGGAUGAUCAAGACACCGAUGAGCUCGAUUGGAAACAGCUUCAUCGACGUGUUUAUUCUUUUUAUUUUAUUUUCUACAGGACUUUUAAUACUUUGAGGCAACGUGGCCGCACACAGCAAUCUGCUUCCUGGCCAGGGACACACAAAAUUGAUUUUACUCCGUGUACCACAGGCGCUUUUCAAUUUCGGGUAUGAAUGCAGACCAGCUCAAUCAUAUCUCGUCAUGAUCUGUCUGCAGCUCUGGAGGAGGAUACUGAAUCAACUGCGGCCUCGAGUAAACACCCAACGCUUUCUUUCUUAAUGUACAAACAAGCCAGGAUCCCUUUUUCAUUGAACGUCUACGGCUGGAGAUAUUCUCUCUUUUAAUUUUGCGUGCAGGGGCAGAACCAGACAGACGAACACCGGCUGUGUGACUAACAAAUACCUGCAACUGUGUCUUCACCACAGAGACAGAGAUGCUCGUCAAAACACCUGGCGAGAGAUCUGUGCCGUUUCAGAAGUCGCCGUGUUUCUUUAUUUACAGAUUGUAAAUUAGAGUCAGAGGCAGAUUCAUCGUGUUAGAAUCUUCUACAAGUUUGCAAAGACAAACAAAUUGGGUCCUCCUUUUUUCGCCGGUUGCAAUUUAAAGCCAAGAUAAUCCCACAUAGGUGAUUUUGUAUUCUUCUUUGCAGCGAGCGCUUCCAUAAUUGCAUUGGCUGAUGUAAGCUGUAGGCGGCAGGCCUCUAUGUGCAAACAGCGGAGGGAGUGACUGCAAAAGAAAAACACUGAUGCAGGUUUUAACGGAUCCUUCAGUUUCAUCCAUCCACACUUAUCAAUGCUACGUUAAAGAAAAAGAAUCAGACACUAGAGGAACUUUUUGCUUAAAUGAUCCAGUUAUCCUGAGAGAUACAAAUAAAGAGGAGAAGUUUAAGCCAUGGUUUAAAACGGUAUCAUCAAUGGCAGCUCUACUUGUGGGUUUCAGUAUUUCAGUGGGAAACUGAACUGUUGUGUGUGUGUGCGGGAAAAUGUGCAGCUCUGGAGUGUAUUUUUUUCUUUUCCGUUCCGAAUGUAGGCAGCCGAGGAUUUUUUUGGACUGGAUGUGUUUAGAAUUUGGUCUGACUCUUCUUACAAAAUUGUGAGCUCCAAAAAAAAAAAACACAAAAAAAACAA
Messenger RNA from Paralichthys olivaceus (Japanese flounder), 4151 nucleotides. The record is from RefSeq and is a predicted model, not a curated record. Lineage: Eukaryota; Metazoa; Chordata; Actinopteri; Pleuronectiformes; Paralichthyidae.